GUUCACCAAAAUCAGUAGAUUCAGCAAAUUCCAUUAAAGACGGCUGUCUAGAUUUGUACCUCUCUAAUAUAUACUCAUAAGCUGCCAUGUUCAAAGUUUCAGCCAGAGCUUUUCCCAGAAGAAGCCCAAUCUUUUCUUCGAAAUGUUUUGCUUCAACUCUAACUCUUAUUGAGACCAAUGGGUCAAAAAUAUCUCCUGCUUCAUUGUCCACUCUUAAUGCUGCCUCUAAGUUAAACCAGCCAAUAACUUGUUUAGUUCUUGGUUCUGAUGCCAAAAAAAUAUCUGAAAGUGAGUUCAAAAAUUUAGAAUUAAGUUCAUCAAAUUUAAAAAUCUCUAAAAUUCUUUAUAAUGAAAAUUCAAAUUUUGAUCAUUUAUUAGCUGAAAACAUUUCCAAUAUUUUAACAAAUUUGAUUAAUGAUUCUAAAAAUGAUAUCACUCAUUUUUUCGCUAAUAGUUCAUCAAUCGGUAAAAAUAUUAUUCCAAGAGUCGCUGCUUUAUUGGAUGUUCAACCAAUUUCUGAUAUUAUUAAUAUAAAGGAUUCAAAGACUUUUAUCAGGCCAAUUUAUGCUGGAAAUGCUAUAGCAACCGUUGAAUCAAGCGAUAAGUUAAUCUUAUCAACAAUUCGAUCUUCUGCUUUUUCUCAAAUCUCAUCAGAUUCAUCAAUUAAUAAUUCCAUUGUUAUUGAGGAGUUGCCAAUAAAUGAUUCCGAUAUCACUAGUAAUAAUGAUAACAAGAUUACUUGGGUAUCUGAAUCACUAACUAAAUCUGAAAGACCCGAUUUAAGUUCUGCAAAGGUUGUUGUAUCUGGAGGUAGAGGUUUGAAAUCAAAAGAAAACUUUGAUAAAUUAAUCGAUCCAUUAGCAAAGGCUCUUAAUGCAGCUGUGGGUGCAUCGAGAGCAGCCGUUGAUGCUGGUUUUGUUGAUAAUUCUUUACAAGUUGGUCAAACAGGUAAAGUUAUUGCCCCAGAUUUGUAUUUUGCUAUUGGUAUUUCGGGUGCGAUCCAACACUUGGCUGGUAUGAAAGAUUCUAAAACUAUUGUUGCAAUAAAUAAAUUAGAAGAUGAGCCAAUUUAUAAAAUUGCUGAUUAUGGAUUAGUAGGUGAUUUAUUUGAAAUUUUGCCUGAAUUGACUGAAAAAAUUAGUGCUUUAAAGAAAUGAGCUAAUUUUAAGAUAAAACUAAUUGCAUAUUUGAAAAUAGGCAUUUUUUUUUCUUUCUGUUUAAUUGGUAACUGAAAUAUUCUCCUUAUAAAUACGAUAUUCUGAACAAACUUUUCUAUUCCUAUUCUAUAAAAAUUUACUAUACGAUAAAAC
Messenger RNA from Ascoidea rubescens DSM 1968, 1310 nucleotides. It is a transcript of the gene AIM45, whose product is annotated as Aim45p. Gene Ontology annotation, molecular function: electron transfer activity; flavin adenine dinucleotide binding. The record is from RefSeq and is a predicted model, not a curated record. The transcript has a single exon. Gene Ontology annotation, cellular component: mitochondrion. The coding region runs from base 87 to 1157 and encodes 356 amino acids. Lineage: Eukaryota; Fungi; Ascomycota; Saccharomycetes; Ascoideales; Ascoideaceae.